This is a messenger RNA of Amborella trichopoda, 7902 nucleotides long. It is a transcript of the gene CHR4, whose product is annotated as chromatin remodeling 4. Gene Ontology annotation, cellular component: chromatin; nucleus. The record is from RefSeq and is a predicted model, not a curated record. NCBI's taxonomy places the organism in Eukaryota, Viridiplantae, Streptophyta, Magnoliopsida, Amborellales, Amborellaceae. Gene Ontology annotation, biological process: chromatin remodeling. Gene Ontology annotation, molecular function: chromatin binding; histone binding; ATP hydrolysis activity.
CGCGAAACCGAAGUCGGAGGUGACGCACUUUCGCCGUUCCCCCGGUCGCAAAGCAAGAGAGACAAAGUGGGAGGAUCGAGGUCGAGGGAGGGAGGAGAGAGAGUGUCUCUCCAUUGCAUGGCAAUGCAUUCCUCAUCAACUCCUCUUGCUUCAAAGUCCUCAAAAUAUGGGGGAAGGGGAGGAGCACCCUUCCACACCGCCACGUGGCGCUCUCCCAGUGGCUCUACUCCCCGUGCACCCUCCAACUGUUGCUGGCUGCCAUGUCAGUCGCCUUCGAUGGAUGUGUAGGCCUACGAAUGCGCCGGUAUUCCAUCUCCGUAUAUAUAACACAACACAUCAUCGCAUCAUGUGUCCUCCUCCCCCUCUCUGUCUCUCUCUAAAUGCCCUAAUUCAUCCCCCCUUCCCUCUCAGAUUGACGGUCCCUUCUCUCUCUCUCCGUGGCCUCUGCAACGCUUUGGGGCUUCCCUGUGUGGAAUUCGGGUGAAGAUUUGGUGUUUGCUGGUUCAUUUGAGCUCAAAACUGGUGAGUUCAGGUUGUGAGAUCCAUGAGUCACGACCUAGAGCCAGGGAUUGAAUAAUGAUGGAAAAGGAGUCACCACAGAAUAAAUUAAUUGAUGGAAAAUGGGUUUUGAAGCGGAAGCGCAAACGACUUUCAAGUGGCUUGGAACCAAAUAAUGGAAAAGAAGUCGGGGAUCCAUCUCCAGAAACUCUGAGGAGUUUCCCUUCUGCAAAACAGCUGAAAGAUGAAAGCAAUCUAUCUCAGUCUGUGAAGAGAAGGAAAGGAAAUGAUGGCCACUAUUAUGACUGUGUAAUUUGUAAUACUCGUGGCAACUUGUUAUGUUGUGAUAGCUGCCCUCGCACCUAUCAUUUCCGUUGUCUUAGUCCACCACUCAAGCGCACCCCUCUUGGAAAGUGGCAAUGCCCUACCUGUCGUGAGCAAACCAAUUCUGUGGAGCCAAUGGGCUCGCCAGAUGCAAUAUCAAGGGAAACGAAGGCUUCAAAAAAUAUCAAAAAACGUAAGGUAGUAACAAAGGGACUUCAUUCUCAUAAGGGGUUAGUAAUGGGGUGUAACUCAGCUAGUGAAAAGAAGAAAUCAUAUAGCAAGGGAAAACAUCCUCACCAUUCUACUGAAAUGCAUGCCAAAAAGAAUUCAGAGAUCUUGGAAACUAAUUUAUCUUGUGACACAAAUUCAAGCCGGUCAUGCAGGGAUGGAUAUACAGCAGGCUCCAAUUCGAAAUGUGAAGAUAUCACCAUUGAGAAGAAACCCAGCCUGCACCCGAUAAAUAAAUUUAUAGACAAGAGAUCUCGUUCUUCAUGCAAGGAGAGGCAAUCAUUAGGGAAACGUUCUGGGUUAAAACUGAAGGAUGAGAGUUCUGAAGUGAAAUCUAACUCUAACAAUGGCCGUGUUGGAAGCAAGUUACUUUCUGCAUUUGAUGAUUCUACUCAAAAGGCCAGAAAGAGGAGAGACAAAUGUAACAAAGGAGAUAAAAUGAAGAAAUCAAGGUCUGAGAAGGGAAAACGGGGUGUGACUACCUGUAUCAAUUGUGGGUCACACACAAGCUCUAAAAAACAUGAUAGUGAUGGCCCCUGCCAAAGUUGCAUGGAAGUCGACAAGGGGGGUGCUCCUGGAACACAAAUUCUGAACAAUCAAGAACAGAAUGAGGUUGAUCGUGUUCUUGGGUGUCGAUUACGAAAUUGCCAGGCAAUUUCUGCUGCUCUCGAUCACACAAACAUAGAUUCGCUUUCAUCUCACUUGGAGUUGAAGACGCAUCCUGUGAUGCAUGCAGCUUUUGCUGAACCCUCUUCUGAUGUAAUCGUUCUGGAAAAUAAUGAUCUAUUGGAAGAUCAUCCUGUUGGUAUCGAAGUUGCCAAUGUGGAUGGCCUUGAGAAUAGUGCUAUCGAGGACAUCAAGAAAGAGGACUGUUUUGUUGAUGCAGAAUACUUGAAUGGUAACACUGAAAUUAACACAGAAAAGGACCAUAUCUUGGCAUUUGAAGGACAGCCUCUUGGGGUUAUGGGUGGCAGAUCAUUAAAUAUUGAGACCAGGGAUGGAUCUUCUUUUAAUUUAGAACUGAAAAAAGAAAAAAAGGGUAAAAUGAUAGGAAAAAAUUCAAAUGUUGAACUUGGCGAUGCUGACGUUUGUGAUGAUCCUAAAUGUACAACUCUGGUUUUAUCCGAGUCCAAUGUUUCAUCCAAAGAAAAAUUAUGUGGUAGUGUUGUGGAGAAGGGAAAGGAAAUAUCAUAUUCUGGUAAUGGGGCUAAUGCCACAGAUGAUGAUAAACAAUAUGAGUUUCUUGUGAAGUGGGCUGGAAAAUCUAAUAUUCACAAUAACUGGAUUCCUGAAUCAGAACUAAAAGUUCGUGCAAAGAGGAAAUUAGACAAUUACAAAGCAAAGUUUGGAACUGCUGUAAUAAACAUUUGUCAGGAGCAGUGGAGCCGGCCACAACGGAUAAUCGCUUUGCGUGUUUCUCAGGGGAAUACAACAGAGGUGCUUGUUAAAUGGUGCGGUCUGCCUUAUGAUGAAUGCACUUGGGAAAGACUUGAUGAACCUGUUAUCAAGAAGGCAGCAAAGUUGAUUGACAAUUUCAAUCAAUUUGAGCAGAGGACAUUAGAUAUGGAUGCUGCUCCUUCUGCAGGUAUGGAAAAUGCAAAAGGUGAGUGCCAGAUAAAUGAAGUUGCAACCCUUGUAGAGCAACCUAAAGAGCUUAAAGGAGGUGCUUUGUUUUCGCAUCAGUUAGAAGCAUUGAACUGGUUGCGUAAAUGCUGGCAUAGAUCAAAAAAUGUUAUCCUUGCUGAUGAGAUGGGGCUUGGAAAAACUGUUUCAGCUUGUGCUUUCAUGUCAUCACUAUAUUGUGAAUUCAAGGUCAGGUUGCCUUGUUUGGUCUUAGUUCCUCUAUCCACUAUGCCUAACUGGCUGGCUGAGUUUGCUUUGUGGGCUCCACAUCUGAAUGUUGUCGAGUAUCAUGGAUGUGCAAAAGCAAGAUCAAUGAUUCGUCAGUAUGAAUGGUAUGCAACUGACCCAGAUGGGAAGCAGACGAAACUGAACAAGUUCAAUGUUAUCUUAACUACUUAUGAGAUGGUGAUGGCUGAUGCUUCUCAUCUGCGUGGCGUGCCCUGGGAAGUUCUCAUUGUUGAUGAGGGGCAUCGUCUGAAAAACUCAAGUAGUAAACUUUUCAAUUUGCUUAACACAUUCUCAUUCCAGCACCGCGUGUUGCUGACGGGGACUCCUCUGCAAAACAAUCUAGGUGAGAUGUAUAAUCUGCUAAAUUUCUUGCAACCACUCUCCUUUCCUUCACUUUCAUGGUUUGAAGAAAAGUUUAAUGAUCUUACAACUGCUGAGAAAGCGGAAGAACUAAAAAAGAUUGUUGCUCCACAUAUGCUUCGGAGGCUUAAGAGAGACGCAAUGCAAAAUAUACCCCCUAAGACUGAGCGAACAGUUCCUGUGGAGUUGUCUUCUAUCCAAGCAGAAUACUACCGUGCCAUGCUUACAAAGAACUAUCAGAUAUUACGCAAUGUGGGAAAAGGUGGACUUCAACAGUCGAUGCUGAAUAUUGUUAUGCAGCUCCGGAAGGUUUGCAAUCAUCCGUAUCUCAUCCCUGGAACAGAACCGGAAUCUGGGACCUUGGAGUUUCUACAUGAAAUGCGUAUAAAAGCUUCUGCAAAGCUGACUCUGUUACAUGGUAUGCUCAAAAUAUUAAAAAGGGAAGGUCAUCGUGUCCUCAUAUUCUCACAAAUGACAAAACUUCUUGAUGUCCUUGAAGAUUAUUUGACAGUUGAGUUUGGGCCCAAAUCAUUUGAGAGAGUGGAUGGGUCUGUAGCAGUCGCAGACCGUCAAGCUGCUAUUGCUCGCUUUAACCAAGACAAGAGCCGCUUUGUGUUUCUUUUAUCAACUCGUUCAUGUGGUCUUGGAAUAAAUCUGGCUACUGCUGACACUGUCAUUAUUUAUGAUUCCGACUUCAAUCCACAUGCAGAUAUUCAAGCAAUGAAUCGAGCACACCGGAUUGGGCAGUCAAAAAGACUCCUUGUAUAUAGGCUUGUCGUUCGUGCUAGUGUAGAAGAACGAAUCCUUCAGCUUGCUAAGAAGAAAUUGAUGCUUGAUCAGCUCUUUGUGAACAAGGCGGAGUCUCAAAAGGAAGUGGAAGACAUUCUACGCUGGGGAACAGAAGAACUCUUUCACGAUUCUGCUGGUGCACCUGGAAAAGAUUCUCUGGAGAACUCUGGAAACAAAACUGGAAUUCCCUCUGAUCCAGAGCAGCGACAUAGGAGGAGGACUGGUGGCUUAGGAGAUGUUUAUCAAGACAGGUGUAUGGAUGGGUACACAAAAUCUGUUUGGGAUGAAUCGGCGAUACUAAAAUUGCUUGAUCGUUCAAACCUUGAUUUGGGAGCAUCUGAAAGUACUGAAGGAGAGGUGGAGAAUGACAUGCUUGGUUCAGUUAAGUCCGUGGAGUGGAAUGAUCGUGAUGCUUCUGAAGAACAAGACGGUAUGGACUUGCUUCCCAACGUGGUUGGAGAUGCUGGCACUCAAAGUAGUGAAAGGAAAGCUGAUCCUACAAGUAGCAACCCUGAUGAAAAUGAAUGGGAUCGGCUUUUGCGUGUGAGGUGGGAAAAGUAUCAAAAUGAGGAGGAAGCAGCUCUUGGUCGAGGAAAACGUUUGAGAAAGGUUGUUUCCUACAAGGAAGCAUUUGGUCCAAAUGCAAGUGAAGCCUUAAGUGAGAGUGAGAAUGAAGAAGAGGAACCUAAGGUGGACUAUUCCCCUGCAGGCCGUGCUUUCAAGAUGAAGUUUGCUAAGCUCCGUGUUCGACAAAAGGAACGGAUUGCUCAAAGGCGUGUCAUUCAAGAACAUCUUUCUGCAUCAGUUAAACAACAUCAGGAACCAGAGCAGAUUCUUUUGUCCAGCCCUCCGCCCUCUAGCAAAGUUGGUGAGGAUCAUCAUACCGAUGCCAACAGAGAUCAAAUAACUAAACUUAGCUCAUCGGACCAGAAAUGCUCAGAACCUCAGUCAUCUGAUGCUCCAAAGGACAUUGGGCGCGUCAAGCAGCUUAAUGGGUCCCAAGGGCCUAGCUAUAUGAUCUUUCCUUGCCCUGCUUUUCCUGACCUCCCUCCUGGAAAUCUCUCGACCAACAUAUUUUGCAAUCUUCCAAGUAUGGGUUCACUGAAUUCAGUUCCCACAAAAACACAAUUGCCAGUUGAGACAAGCACGUGUCAUAAAGUCGAUUCACUUUCGAAGACAUUUCCAUUGUUUCAGAUGCCAUGGCAACCAAACUAUGAGCGGAUCCCCGGAGUUCCAGAAUCUUCAGAUCAUGCAGCUCAAAGGAUGCUUCCUUUUCAUCUGCCCCGUGGCAUUGGGGCUGGCACAGAGGUCAAAACUAGAAGCCGAGAAUUCAUGGCUCCCGGUAGUUUUCUUUCCCCUGAUGCAUCUCCAGAUGUCAUGCUUCAACGAUGGCCAAACAAUGGCACCCAUGACAGCUCCUUCCCUUCCAGUUUGAAUCCCUUGAAUGGAAGGAUUCCUUCUCAAGAUUCUUCAGGCGCCUCUCACUUGGCUUUCCCAACCAAAGCACCCACACCAGAAGAAAGAAGCCUACUCAAUAUGAACCCUCCACUAUCAUCAACUGUUUCGGAGUCCCUUCCCUUCCCUUCCCCAAGCUUGUCACUGGGUAGGAACUCAGAAGCUUCCAGGAGAUUGCUUCAAGACUUGCCCCUAUUACCCCCACUGCCUAAUUUCAAGUUUCAAAGGAACAAUAAUGAGGUGGAGGAGCCCAAUCAGCAACAAUCGAGAGAAAUGCCGGAUUGUUCUUAUGGUUUGGGCCAGAUUCAAGCCACUUAUUCCUCGUUAACAGAAAGCCACAAGCGGGUGCUAGAAAACAUAAUGUUGAGGUGUGGAAACUUAAAGUCGAAGAAGCAGCCAUGGUCAGAGGACGAGCUUGAUUCCCUAUGGAUUGGUGUUCGAAGGCAUGGAAAGGGGAAUUGGGACAUCAUGCUGAAAGACUCAAAUCUAGGCUUCUCAAAGCACCGUGCAGUUGAAGACCUUUCCAAGCAAUGGGAAAUGGAGCAGCUCAAGAUCACAGGUGGGUCCACACUCUCACCAGUGCAACCACCACCGCCACCACCAAAGCAGUCUGAUCCUUUUCCAGCCAUUCCAGAAGAGAUGAUGAACCGAGCUUUAAUGGGGAGUCGGUUUGCUACUCCUGGUGGGGCUGAUGAGUUCACUAACCCACCUUUAUUUCGCGGGUUUCCAACAGAUAUCCAACUUAGGCAGGGGGGCUUGACAAGGGGCCAGAACUCCUCUUUUUCAAUGCCAAAACUCAGCAGAAUGAAUGUGGGGAAUAUUAUGGACAGAUCCUCAAAAAGUGGAGGAACACCAGCUCCUGAACUCCCAUUUCUAACCGAAGGCUUAAGUGCUCUCCCUCCUUUAGGCCUUGGUGAUUUAACCCAAAAGAAAGAGGACAAAUAUGGAAAACUGCCAAGCUAUUUGGACCAGUCAUUGAGUUUUCUGAGGGACUCAAGAAGUAAGCUACGUAAUGUGGAUCCCCCAAAUGGAUCAGGGACCAUCUUUCCAAAUGAACAAGAUCAUGGGCUUGGCUCUGGCUCUUGUCCUUCGCCAAUGAAGGAUGAAAAUGAAAACCUCUCUGCAAAAAGCAAUCUACCUCAUUGGCUUAGGGAAGCGGUUCGGCCUCCAAGUCCUCCAAUUCUUCCCCCGACUGUCUCUGCUAUUGCCCAUUCGGUGCAUGUAUUAUAUGGAGACAAGCAAUCGAUCCCCCCAUUUCCUAAACCAGGUCCCCAUCCUUUACCACCGAAGAAUCCUCUGAGGCUCAAGAAGAAGAGCAAAGCACACAAUCAUGGAGAGCAGACAGGCAGUUCCCAUGAAAAGAGCCAUGUUCCCUCACCCAUUCUGUCGUCUCCAACUUCUUCAAUGCCGAUGAUCUGCUCGAGUGGUUUUUCAGGGGGUGAGACCAAGAUUAGUCUCCCUCCAUUGGGCCUUACGAUCCCAUCUACCUCAGUUCCUUCCGGACCACUCCCCCUUCCCUACCCUACUGACCGCAAGGCAUUGCCUUUGGGAUUGGGCCAAACAACCAUUUUGCGUUCCCCUGACAUACUCGGCUUGGCAGCCUCGUAUGUCACACCAGCCCCUGGGGUUUGUGUGGGUCCCAUUGAUGUAAGCUUGAGUCUCACAAACGUUGACGGGCCUUCAUUGGUUAAUGGAGACGGAAAUGAGGAGUCUUACGACAGGGAAAGGGGACUUGAGGGGCUCAGUGAUGGUUGGGGGUUGGGUAUAAGAAAGAAGCGUGGGGGUAGGAGAGCGUAUCAAUCAGGGUCUUGGAGGGCUGCAAGCUUAAAAGUGGAGAGUGGUUCAAGUGAAUCAAAGGGGACGGAGUCAAAGGAGACUGCAUCGGAAGAUGUUGAAGAAGCUGCAGGAUCGGGGAAUGGUAGCCCAUCUUCUUGAUGUUUAAGGCUUCAAGGUCUCUAUUCUUUUUGCAGGCAGUUUAGAGAGCACAGUGAUGGCCAAAGGACAUAGGGAAGCAGCGGCAUUACUGGUUGGAUCUGCUGCUUUCAAAAGCAAUUUCUUCCCAAUAGAGAAAAGAGCAGACAUCUUACCCAUCUUUGGAUCUGUUGCUAUGUAUAGAGAUUUCUUACCUAAAAAUUUUCUUCUUUCAGGGUUAGCUUCCUUACCCUUUUCUAAAGAGAAAAACAAAUCACAUAUAUAUUUUUUGGUUUUUACUUGGGUAGUUAGAUGGGGAUUGGGUCCGCCUCUAUAUCAUAUAUACUGCAUUUCUUGUGAUGUCGCUUACCAAAAAAGAAGGGAGUUUCAUAUCAUGAUCAUUGUCCAUUUUUUAAUGAGAAAACUAUAUCAUACAUACUGGAUUUCUUAUGAUAUCGCUUCCCAAAAAAGAGAAGUUUCCUAUCA